UAUCAACCAAGAAGUAAAAGGUCUCUGUAUAAGAGACUACAAACUACUGCCGUUCAUCCUCAACUCCAAUACAGUGCAAAUUUCAGCCAAACCUUAACCAGAUUGACAACCACAAAGCUGAGAUGGGGAUGGUUGGAUGAUAUUCACUUUGGCAUUUUACAGAUUUUACCAAUGACAUGAAUUCAACUCCAUUGAAGACUUCUUCAGCUCCCAAAUUGGCUUCGACUACAAUACCUACAGAUAAGGCUCUUCUUCUAUCAUUAAAUCAUGAAUUGAUCAUUUUGAGACUUAUGAUAACCUUUUUCAAUGAUUUAUACUAAUCAUUUAUUGUACUUGAAUUUAGAUUUACUUAUUUAUUUGGAAAGUAUAUAAGGAAAAACAAAAUCACCAUAAGAAAAUUUGAAAAUCUUGAAGAACAUCCAAAUGAGAACUAAAAUUAUUUCCCCUUAGUUUAAUGUGAUUUUUAGGAAGUGGGAUUUGGGGUUAUUUGGUGGAUUCAAAUUUGGAUUGGAAUUUAAUCUAGGAAUUUAAUUAGAUUAGAUUAAUUAUAAAAUACACUAAUCAAUUGUGCUACAUAAUAAAAUGAGAAAAUUAAUUAUAUUUUUAAACAUGGUCGUAAAAAUUUAAGGUAUUUUAGGGCCUAUAUUCUCCUAUGAGUGGAACGGUUACCUCGCGUGUUCCAACGAAAAAGUAAAAAUAAUAAAAACACAAUAUUUUUAUGUGAAAAACACCUGACUCAAAAGAUGUAAAACCAAUGACAUGUAUCUCUACAUGAUGUAACUUCAACUUCACUAAAUCACUGAGCCUUAACAAAACACAGAUUGCAAACUAUAUAACCUACGAAACUAACUCUAAUUCCUUAACCUCAAGUUAUGAAUUAAGAUUACAACUCUUUCAAUACUAGGAACUAAUUCUAAAUCCUAACCUUCAAGUUAUGGAUUUAGAUUACAACUAGUGUAAUAUUACGAACUAACUCUAAAUCCUAAACUUCAAAACGAACCUCCCAAGGCAUGUGUUCCUAAACUUUAAACGUGCGUAAUUAUGCUUUUUAUCUGAUUGCUCAAAAAAAUAUCACAUGUGUAAUCAUGUUUUUUAUCCGAGGAACUAAGAGUUAAACAGAGUUAAAUACAGAGAUCGCUCACGCGAUUCCAUGAUUCCACCUUUUAAGUAUUUGAUUUAACUUGGACGUUAAGUGAUAAUUUGAAAAAUAAAUGCUAAAACUAAUAAUUGUGGUAUUAAUUACAUUAUUGUUUUUAAUCCAACACAUAGUGUAUAAGUUUAUCUCUUAUUGCUCGUAGCAGACAUCCUCGUUUGUUGGAGAACAAACUAUCCUAGGAUAAGUUAUCUUAGAAUAAGUUAAUCCAUAUAUGAGAUAAUUUGUUUUAUCAUUAUGAUAUAAAUGACAAAAUAAAUAGUUUAAGGUAUCUAAUGUAUCCAAGUAUAUGCAAGAUAAAAUAAUUUCGCAUUUUGUACCAUCAACGCCAAAGCUCCACUUUUGCCCUUCCUAAAUAAAUUAAAUUAGAAAAAAAUACAUAAUUACACAACUUAAAUAACAUAAUUUUAGAAAAGAUUUGCUUUUAAAUUAAUUAUAAAAAGUUUCUUUCUCUUUUAAUAUUCGAAUACAUUACUUUAUGUGUACAUUAUAACGUUGUUAGUGUACAAUAUGUCUUAUGCAAAUUUUAUUGUUGAUAGAUAAUUCAAUUAUUUUGAACCUAAAUUUAUAUGAUUUUAAUUUAUGGUUAUGUAUCUUGAAAUAGUUGAAUUAUGUUUCAACAAUACCAUUUGCAGUGGAUACAUUGUAUACCACGAACAUUGUAAUGCAUGGUGAAGUUAUGUAUGGGAAUGUUAAAAGAGAAGAAAAAUAAAGUGACUUUUGUUAUUUAACUAGUGUAAUUUUCCUUAUUAUUUUUAAUUUAUUGAGGAAGGGGAAAUGUGGAGCUUUGAUGGAGUUGGCGGUUAGUGGUAUUAUAUAUAUAGAGAGAAUUCGAAGAGAGGCAGAGAAGUGUUUUAUCUUCCUUAAUUUUCUCUUUCCACCCAUUCAGAUCUGAGAGAGAGAAAUUGUAUUUUGAAGAAGAAAGAAAAAGAAAGGGUAAUUCAAUAGAAUUUUGGUUCCAAUGUCGGUGGUAUCGUCAUUAGCAAAGUAUAAGCUGGUGUUUUUGGGAGAUCAAUCUGUGGGCAAAACCAGUAUAAUUACUCGUUUUAUGUACGAUAAAUUUGACACCACUUAUCAGGCUACGAUUGGUAUUGAUUUUUUAUCAAAGACAAUGUACCUUGAAGAUCGAACAGUUCGCCUGCAGCUCUGGGAUACUGCUGGUCAAGAAAGAUUUAGAAGUCUUAUUCCAAGCUACAUUAGAGAUUCUUCUGUUGCUGUAAUUGUAUAUGAUGUUGCCAACCGCCAAUCAUUUCUGAACACUUCAAAAUGGAUCGAAGAAGUACGCACUGAACGAGGCAGUGAUGUCAUUAUUGUUCUUGUUGGGAACAAAACUGAUCUUGUUGAGAAAAGGCAAGUUUCCACAGAAGAGGGAGAUGCUAAAUCUCGUGAAUUUGGAGUUAUGUAUGUAGAAACCAGUGCUAAAGCUGGAUUCAAUAUCAAGCCUCUGUUCCGAAAGAUUGCUGCAGCCUUACCGGGGAUGGAAACACUUUCAUCCACAAAACAGGAAGAUAUGGUUGACGUUAAUUUGAAGCCUACAACAAAUACAUCCCAAUCAGAGCAGCAAGGUGGAGGUUGUGCAUGUUAGAUUUGUACUUUAAGAGGAAGAGUAAGACAGAAGUAGGAAACAUGCAAAGACACAGUUGCAUCCAGUUAUUUUAGGGUGUUCAGAAUAGCGAAUUUCUUAGUUUAUGAGGUUUGCAACAUGGAUUUUUCUUCAUGAUGUACAACACUUUGUUAGACUUUAUCAAGGAGGUAUCUGAUUAAAGGCUUCUACGAGAUGGUUCCUAACAAGUUCAGAAACCAUUUAUGCUUGAUCAAUCUCUUAGUUGAAUAUAUGAUGAGAUGACAUGCGUAUUUCACAUUCA
Messenger RNA from Solanum lycopersicum (tomato), 3018 nucleotides. RefSeq names its product ras-related protein RABH1e-like. Gene Ontology annotation, biological process: vesicle-mediated transport. NCBI's taxonomy places the organism in Eukaryota, Viridiplantae, Streptophyta, Magnoliopsida, Solanales, Solanaceae. Gene Ontology annotation, molecular function: GTPase activity; GTP binding. The record is from RefSeq and is a predicted model, not a curated record.